UCCAGUUUCCUUUGAUUAUAUAGACUGAUAUAAGAGCUUUUUCCAUCUGCUUGUGUUUUUUUUUUUGGACGGACUGACAUUUUGCAGUCGUUGCAUUCAAAUCCUAGAGCCCCAUUUAGACAAUACACAGUGUGGAUUUUAAAGUCUACGUUUUAAGCAACUGUUUUUAUCCAUGUGUUUGAGUCUCUGUCCUUUUUAGCUAUAGUGAAGCUCAGACAGGGGUGUCAUCAUGCCCAGGCUGAGGGCUAGACAAGGUCCACCACCUGAAGACACGUGCGAGCUCUCCAUGGACGCGGACGAGACUCGUUCUCACUGUUUGCGAAUAAAAUGUUUGAAAAAGACAUCUCCUCUGAGCAAAUAUAUCGAGGCCGAACACCAGCAAGCAGGGCUCUUCUGUCUGUCUUCGGUGGAGGCCAUCGCUGAUCUCACAGCUGACCUCCAGAAGAGGAAGAGGAAGAAGUGUGGCGCCUGCGUUCCCUGUCUUCGCAAAGAGAACUGUGAUACCUGCUCAAACUGUCUGAACCGCAGGACGCGCAAGCAGAUCUGCAAGGAGCGCAAAUGUGAACAGCUGAAGAAGAGACAGAGUGAGGGCCAAGAGAGUGAGGUGGGACAUUUUGAAGACAACAGUCAAGACUGUGUGGGACCCCUUGAACUAGCAGCUGAGACUGUUCACAAAGUCACUACAGUGGAUGGCCUCACAAACGGAGGCCAGAUGGAAACUGGUUCACAUGACCGCCUCCAAGAAGGCACGUUGAGCCAGGAAUUGGCCAAUGGGGUGAACCCCUACCGUAACCAUGAUGAGGCAUCUAUGGAGAAAGAUGAGGAGAGGACAGGAAAUGUGGCUGAAAGGCAAUGCUGGGUGCAGGCAAAUAGCAAGAUCAAAGACACCCAACAGCAGCAAUCAGGCUGGAGCAACAGUGGUGGCACAACCUCUCCUGAGGGGAUCCACCAUGCAGAUUUGGAAGAUGCUCAGAAUCUGGUAGCUUUUUCUUCUACUGUUAGCUCUUAUCCUCCCUCUUCCUCAUCAUCUUGCCUUGUUGUGCAGCCUAAUACAGCCCAGUUAUAUGAGAAGUUCACCCAAGAGACACGUGCUGAUGGUGCUCAUUCUAAAGUCUCUGCAGGAGCUUCUGAAACAAGCUACGAACCUCUGGAAGACCUUGACAUCUUACAGACAGCACUGAGCCAAGCUAAACAUGGCCACAAGCCCCCUAAUUGCAACUGUGAUGGGCCUGGUUGUCCAGACUACCUUGAGUGGUUGGAGAAGAAAAUUAAAUUAGCAACUAGAAGGGAACAAGGAUCUCACAAAACAGAUGAAGAGGCUUCCCAUUUGGAGCAACCCCAUGUGCAGCAUCAACCUCCGACCUACCAACAAGUAAAUGGUACCCACCAUAUAGCCACUUCAUGUUUGCAGCAGCGGCAGGAAGUUAAUCAAUACUCUCACCAAGACCAAGUGCCCUCCUCCAAACCCCCUAUUCCUUGCUCCCCCCAGGUGCUUUCCAUAGCCAAGGAAAAAAACAUCAGUCUUCAAACCGCCCUUGCAAUAGACGCACUGACACAGUUAUCCAGCCCUCAAACUGUCGGUUCCCUAGGUCAAACUUUGUUCAGAAAUAACCUCCACAACCACCAAAACUCACAGAACAUCACACCUUCCUCUCUUAACGGCAACCCAUCAUCACGGUCCCAGUCUGUCCCCCCAGGACUACAUACCAACCAGCAGGCUCCAGCAUCUUAUGAACACCAUAGACCCCAGUCCCAGGGCCAGCCAGCCAAUACUUGUCCUCUUCCAUCCUCUACCUCUCCGUUCCCAAGUCAGGAAAAAGCUCCAGAUUUCAGUCCUAAUCCACAGCAGUGGAGGCAGGGCUCUAAUAGAGAUUCUGGAAAGAGGAAUCAAUGGAUGUACAUCAAGCCUGAGCCCCAUUCUCACUUUGUAACUUCACCUCCAAAUAGCUCAGAUCCCAUGUCAGAGCUUAAACAGCUGCUUGGUGACACCAAGUUUAAAAAUGCUUCUUUUAAUCUUCCACUCACACAGCAGCUUAACAUGAAUCACAAUGGUGGAAUUCAGGUCCAGGGCAGCCAAGGAUUGGUCAGGAUAAAACCAGACCCAGACGCUGGUGAGCAUCACACUUCCUCAACUGGACAUUAUGGACUAACUAAUGGUCAACAACAAGGUCAGCAUUACCCUGGAAAUCCUAUGUCUCAUGGCCAAACAGUCAUAAGUAACUCCACUCAAGCAGCUCUACAACAGCACCUUCAUUACAAGAGGAAACUGUUCUCUACACAUUCUUCUAGCUGUGCAGCACCAGACCCCCGUGCACCUAUCACUUGCCAAAGCUUGAAAAAAUGGUGGCCACACAUGGAUGCGGAAGGUUUGUCCCUUCUACCUAUCAAACAGGAACCCAAGAAGAGGAAAAACUCCCAAGGAUCUCCUGUUAUGAAAUCAAUGGGUGGUAUGCUUAUAGGUCCUCCCCUUCCCAAGCCCAAACAGAUAAUCAUCAAGAAGAACAAGCAGAAAGCCUCCAUGCCGACCUUCAUCCCUCAGGCACAAAUCGCCAUACAAAAACCACCAGUUCAGAUGAUGGACAAAUCACUAUCCCUGACCAAUUUGCAGAUAAGCUCUCUCCCCUCUUUGGCCCACCUCAGUAACUCCGCUCAGGCUUCUGCUGCAGGUCUCCCUGCCCCAGAACAAUCUCAGGUAUCCAUUUCCAACACCUCACAAACUCCUUCUUCCAAUGUUACAUCAGAAAACGCUCCAGCUCUCGUGGACCUUUUGUCCACACCUGUGGUUCCUGCAGCCAUCCCAAAAUCAGAAGAAGGAGGCAUCAGUGUAACCUCCACCAACACCAGCAAUGCCACACCUGUGACCUCCACAACUCCAUCCUCCACCUCACAAUUGCAGAAACUUGUUAACAUUGAUCCGAAGUACGAAGAACUGAUUCGCCAGUUUGAGGCAGAAUUUGGAGACCCAGACAUGUCUGCAAGUCAGCGCAAGGAGAAGCCCACUCCAGCCCCUACACAAGAGAGUCAAUCCCCAAACAGUAAUCAGAACCUCAGUCUUACACCAUCCAACACCGCCCAGUCUGUUUCCUCAAUUCCUACUCCUCAAGCCAACACCACACCUCAUUCAGAUAAUCAGAAAAUGGAAGUCAGCAAGACUGACUCAGAUACCCAAUCUGAAUUAACAGUUAGCCAGCCGUCAAAAGAGGGCUCUUUGAGUCAUCAACAUACUAAACUCAUUGAUGUUUCUCUGAACCCUGAGACAAUUUUGGGCAAGCAGCUGCUGCAGCAAAGAAUGUUAGAGGAUGCGUUGGGCAUGCAAGACUCUCCAUUGCCUAAACGAAUUAAAAUUGAAAAUUCAGGAGACUUAGCGAUUCUGUCCACCACGUGCUUUUCUGCAGAGGGAACGGCAAUAAAGGAUGGACUAAAUUCUUCACCAUCUCUAAAAGGUUUUCUAGAUUCCCCCUUGUGCUACUUGGACACCCCGACAAAGAACCUGUUGGAUACUCCAAUAAAGGAUCCACAAUCAGAGUUCCCAACUUGUACCUGUGUGGAACAAAUUUCGGAGAAAGAUGAAGGGCCGUACUACAAUCACCUGGGAUCUGGGCCUACAGUAGCCUCCAUACGAACCCUGAUGGAGAUGAGAUAUGGACAGAAGGGGGAAGCAGUUCGGAUUGAGAAGGUGGUAUACACAGGCAAAGAGGGGAAGAGCUCCCAUGGCUGUCCUAUCGCCAAGUGGGUGAUUCGUCGAAGCAGCGAGAAAGAGAAACUGCUGUGUCUGGUGCGUCAGCGUGCUGGCCACCACUGUGCAAACGCAGUCAUCAUCGUUGUCAUCUUAGCCUGGGAAGGCGUCCCAAGAGUCCUGGCAGACAAGCUUUACCACGAGGUGACCGACACCCUCACUAGAUAUGGCAACCCCACCAGCCGACGCUGCGGGCUCAAUGACGAUCGUACCUGUGCCUGUCAGGGCAAAGACUCAGAAAAGUGUGGUGCUUCCUUCUCUUUUGGAUGCUCCUGGAGUAUGUACUUUAACGGUUGUAAGUACGCCCGAAGCAAAACCCCCCGCAAGUUCAGACUACAAGGAGAUCAUCCUGAAGAGGAGGAGAAACUCAGGGAUAACUUCCAAAAUCUGGCAACAGAGGUGGCUCCUUUGUACAAGCGACUGGCGCCACAGGCAUACACCAACCAGUGUGCAGCAGAGCAGCGAGCUCCAGAGUGCAGGCUGGGUUUGAAGGAAGGCCGUCCCUUCUCUGGAAUCACAGCUUGCAUGGACUUCUGUGCCCACGCUCACAAGGACCAGCAUAACCUGCACAAUGGCUGCACAGUGGUGUGUACAUUGACUAAGGAGGACAAUCGGAAAGUAGGGGAAAUCCCUGAAGAUGAGCAGCUCCAUGUGCUGCCACUGUACACAGUAUCACUGACAGACGAGUUUGGCAGUGCAGAGGCCCAGCGCCGCAAGAUGCAGAACGGAGCCAUACAGGUACUUCAGGCUUUCCGUCGAGAGGUACGCAAGUUACCCGAGCCGGCUAAAUCUUGCCGGCAGCGUAGGCUGGAGGCCAAGAAGGCUGCCUCAGAGAAGAAGAAAAGUAAACUCGCACAGCAGGCAGGGGAAACACCUGAGAAAACAGUGGUCAAGUCUGAGCUCUGCAUCACCAGCUCGCCCCACCCGCCGGCCAAUAAAGAAAUGAUGAACCAGGACACGAAGCCAAACAUCAAGAUUGAGCCCCUCAACGGAUCAAGAGAUGGAUACCCUGUGCAGGCAACGGACCCAUUCAAUAACAUCUAUCAGAAUCCUGCCUACUAUGCAAGGGGAGCCCAUUCUCCAGCUGGCCAGCCCUCUGCCGCAGACACAGUAAAUGGCUACCACCCCAAUCUACCUGCAAUGCCCUAUGGCUAUUACAAUUACCCCCCCAACGCCCUUUUCCCUCGUAAGUUGAGAACCUAUGAAGGUCGAAGUAAACCUGGCCAGGCUGACAGAAAGUUUGACGCUCAGAGCCCACAGGGCCAAAUGCUUCAGUCAUCAAACAGCCACCCAGAGCAAAACAACCAACCAAAUAACAGCACUAACACCCAGCAUGCAAACUAUAACGUAUCCCGUCCUUCUUCUGUCUCCUCUGAGCCAUCUGAAAGAGGCCUUCCACUCAUCAAAAAGGAGCCUAUGGAUGUGCCAGUCUAUGAAGGUGCUUUGCCGAGCCAUGCUUGUGCCAACACAUCAAGAAGCACCCCCCCACCUGUGCAGUGGCCUGGUUAUAAGAUUAAUGGAAGCCUUGUUUCAAAUAACUGGGAUGGCCAACUAAAGCAUAGAGAAAGUCCUGAUGUCUCUUCUUUCAACGCAGACAAGCAGCAGUUUCACCAGCAUGCCCAACAGCACCAGUCCUCUCCUUAUUCUCAGCAGUGGAUAUCCCUCCCGUGCUCAAACCCCCCAAUAGCUUCCACCAACCCAACACUCCAGGUACCUGCAUCUCCACCUCCAUCCCCUCACCGUGGCACUGGACUCCAGGGUAAUCUAUACCAAGGCUCCAUAUGCCAUGGCACUCCCUACCCGGGUACACCACAACCUGUUACCUCUCACUCUGGCUCAGUAACUCCAAAGCCUGGGACUCCACGCCCAGGCACCCCAGUCACUGGUCUUCCAGGUCCACCCACCCCUGGCCCUGGAACCCCAGGUCAAGUUACCCCUAGGCACUGGGCUAGUCCUGCUCCUAGCCCCCAGCCAAAUCCUUGGGGCAUGGGACCGGCUGCUUAUAGCCCUGGUUUGAAGCACAGCAAUCCUGCAGGAGCCUAUCCUGACAAGAUUUGGUCCAAGACCGGGGAGAAUCGAUGUUCCACUCCCCUCGGGCUCCAAGAAAAGGCCUGGAAGUCUUGCGGAGGUUCAUUGGCAGGCAGCACACCUUCCCCUGCUCCCGAGGGUCGCUUGUUCCCCGAUGCCCUGCAGCAGUCUGAUCUGGGCCAUUGCGACCCCUUCCAGGCUGAGAGUGACGUUGAAAGUUCCAAGCAUCGUGAAGAGGACGAGGUGUGGUCUGACAGUGAACACAACUUCUUGGAUCCCACAAUUGGUGGUGUAGCAAUAGCACCAGCCCAUGGUUCCGUCCUGAUAGAAUGUGCCCGCCGGGAACUGCAUGCCACCACUCCGCUAAAGAGGCCCGAUCGCACUCAUCCCACUCGCAUCUCCCUGGUCUUCUACCAGCACAAGAACCUCAAUCAGCCAAUGCACGGCCUGGCUGUGUGGGAGGCCAAAAUGAAGCUGCUGGCAGAGCGAGCGCUGCAAAGGCAGCAGGAGGCAGCUCUCCUUGGCCUCUCCCAGGAAGACAUCAAGGCACUUGGGAAGAAACGCAAGUGGGGAUCUAUGAUGGCAGGCACCAGCCCAGGACCUGGACAGUCUAAAGACAAGAAAGAUGGCCCAGUGACACGGUUAUGUCCCACUUUCUACACCACCUCUAUGGUUACUGUGUCUCCCUAUGCCUUCACUAGCGUCACUGGGCCCUACAGCCACUUUGUCUGAGGCCAGGCAGAUGCAGAAAGACUGCAAGCACCAUAGUGGUGCAGUGGACAGGUAGAGAGGGCAAUGAGCAGGAGAAAUGUCUAUUUGCUGUUUCACAGUCGGGCAUCUCUCCAUCCAGCCCCCUCCGAAGUCUAUAAGGAGGAGGGGAUGUUUUUAUUGUUUUUUUACCUCAUGUCAGGCAGUGGUGUGGGCUGCAGACACACUGCCUGUGGUGCUCUUCCUCUCUCAUUUCUGGAGAGGAACUCCAUUGCUUUUUCUUGUUUAUAAAAUUUUAAUGAUUCUAAUUAUUGCUAUUAUUAUGAUUGCUAUUGUUACUGUCAAUGGUUGUUAUUACAGGUAUUAUAAUGAACACUUGUUUUUUUAUUAUUACUGUUUUCAUUAAUGUUAUUAUUAAUGGGAUAAUUGCUUUUUGUUGUUUUUGCAUUUCUUUUAAAUCAGUCAGUCUGAGUAAGUCAGACUAUUGCUUGUUUGGAAACAUUGUACCCCUUUUUUCUGUUUGAUUUCCUUUCUCCGUGUCAAUCUGAAACUCUAUUUACAGGAGGAGCAACAAUUUGCCCCAUCAGACACAAAAGUAACCUUCGAGAAAUUGCAAUCAUGAUUGCGUGCAAAAUAAAAUAGAUAUGUCCGAGAUAUCUAUCAGAAAACGAUUUUGCAACAAGAACCCCAAGAAUGAUCUCUGAAGCCCAAAGGUUUCAGGUUUCAGAUCAGGUUAGUUUAGUCUUGUCUUCUGAUCUUUAUUGAAACUUUUUCAUAAAUAAUUUAAACUAAAUAAAUCAAACCAAUCAUGAAAAUAUUACAUUAGGAUUCAAUGGCUUGGUGAAAAGUGAUUGUGUUGAAAGCAGACUCACUCACUUUGUGGACGUCUGUCUGUGUUUAGGUCAUGUGCUCCUCCUGUUUAGCUGCACUCCUCCAAUUUUUAACUGGUGCUCAGCUCCUGGUUCUGAUCGGUUCUCCAUCAGCUUCUCUUCAUGGCACUUGAUGCUGUAUUUUGGUGCUCAAAUCUGACUCUUGUAGUGUUUGCGGGGUGGGGGGGGGGGGUGGGUUGUUAAAUGCUGUUAUUUUGACUUAGGUGGGGCCGCAAAGUGAAGGCUUUCAUUGUCUUAAAGACCCUGGAGCAAUAAUUAUGUUUUGCAAAGACAAGUUUAAGGACUCUGCCCUUAAAUAAUACACUUUGUUUAACAUAAUUCCCCACCAUUAGAACUGAGGUAUCAUGUUUUCUCUUCACAGAAGUAAAGACAACUUGCAAAUGCUAUUUGAGUCAGAUCUGCAAUUUCCACAUGGGUUUGAAGCAGGUGACGCUCUUUAUCUUCCCACGUCUGUUUAUUAGGGAUGAAAACUUUCCAUAGUAAACUCUAGAGGGCAGCAGUGCCUGCCAAUUCAGAGAUCCACUCAGAAACCAGUGAAGCCUUGCUUUGCUGCUUUAACCACCCAAGGCCAGUAGAGGGGGCCCUCACACCCUAUUUGCUGGCCAUUGGUAAGACUCUUUAAAGCUGACUUUUGUCCCUUUUCAGAACAAAUACAGCUGAAGUCUUGAGAUGCAUCUGGAAUGUUCACCCUGAGCUAUAGCAGAAGGAAAUAGUGCUGGGAUGGUGCUCCUACACACACUUUGGUGCUGUCCUUUUAAACUUGAUUUAGUGCAGAGGGCCCAGUCCUUCCUCUGUAUGGUGCUGUCAUCUUUGAGCAGGACAAGGCAUGUCCUUCUGCAAGCACCGUGGUGCACAGAGCCAGCCACUGGAAUUGGUUGUUGUGGGGUUGCAGCUUUGCCACUGGGCUCAAGAACUGGUUUCUGUUGAGGACCUUUUAGUGUUUUUGCUGGCUGACAGUAACAGAGAACACUGUCCAGGGCAAAGAAAGCACAGUCAGUCAUGACAUCUCUUAGUAACACAUCAGCAGCAGCGCUAUCCACUGAGAAAACAGUACCGAGAGGUAAAGGCAAACCAUAGAACAUUACUGUAGCUUCAGGGAGUAGGCGCCAAAUGCAAAUCAAAUAAUCUCUCACUUUGUGUACUGUAGGUGUAUGAGAAGGUGCGUCUGAAAGAACACAUUUAUACCCAAAACCAAAGAGAGAGACUACUUGAUAGCAUUUUCAGAGUACUUUGAAUCGCUUAUUUUAUACUUCCUACACAAUCCCAUAGUUUGCUUGUUGAAAAUGAGAACGAGUGACUGACAACUCUACAGAAGUGGUUGUUUGGGUCAAAGCCCAGGAAGAGGAUACUGGUCCCCUCCCCCCAGAGGCCCCCAGCGCUCUACCUCAUCCCGUAGAGACACUGGUCACAAUCACAACUUGCUACUGAGGGCAAAAAACCCCGCAUGUCCCUUUGUGUGCUCUAGAUUUCUACAUUCAUUUUAACUUGCUUUUUUUUUUUUACUCUUAUUUAUUACUACAUUGUGAUGAUGAUGAUAAUGAUGAAGAUUGUCUUUGAUGUUAUUUUCUUUUUCAUCUUUUUAUAUAGCUAAUACAAAUUGUAAAUAGAGAAGAAACGAUUUAUAAAAGCACUUUUAAUCUUGAUUUUAACGACAAAAGAAAGAGCCGAUUAUUGACAACUUGAAGCUUGUUUUUUUUUUUUUUUUCAUUUUCUCAAGAGAGAGAUAAAAAAUGUAAAUAUUAAACUAUUUAGGUAAGAUUAUUUAACUGGUGAGGAUAAUAACUAAACCAUGAACGACAUGGGGGUUAUGCUGAACUCUCAGAAAGCCCUUUACAACUCUCGAUUUUCGAUGUGUUGUGUGUAAUCUUUUGCUCAGUUACACUGCUGUUGCUUUCAGACGUACUGUACCCCAUGUCAGCCUGUAAAUGACAGAGCGGCCCAGGUAUGCGAUGUGUGGUAUGUGACAGUUAGCUUACACACUGUGGAGCCGCCCCUCCCCACACCUCCACUCUGUCACUCCUCCAAAAGAAUACAAGUUCAACUGGAGCCCCUGAGUUUAAGCUCUGUGCCCACAUUUCAUAUAAACACAGUUAGCAAAACUGACAAGUUUAUAGUCCAACUUUAUCUUCAUAUUGAGCAUAGCGAGGUUAAAAUCAACGGCAGCAGUGGGUUUGAUCAGAAGAUGGCGUUUCAGUGGGAUAAGCUAAAGCCUGCUAAUCGUGCCCAACAGGCUGCUUCCCCGCUUGUGAAGAUGUGUCUCUGAUCAACUGCUCUUGUGUCACUUAUAUUUCAGGAUGCACAAAGCAGAAUGAAAAUGAUGCUGACUGGAGUUGUGCUGGUGCAACGGCGCAGAGCCCGUUUUAUCCCAUGAGCAUAUUACAUAAUCCACAUUUUACAUUCUAAUGGUGCUGGGGAUGUUGUGUCCAACAAUUCCCACCUAACUUUGUAAAUCUCUAAAUGUCUCUCAUGUUCUUUUGGGGGUUCUCAUGAGACAGGCGGUGCUAUGACGUUAAAACCUUAAAAUUCACUGUGUAAAAAAAAAAAAAAAAAGAACCAUAGGAAAAAAAUGCAAAAUGAAUACCACAAAUAUUUUUUCUGAGCUCCUUGAAUGUCAAUAAAACUAUUUCUAAUCCAAGCAGUUCAGGAAGCUUCCCCUGGUGCUGACUUUAUCAAGAGGUCUUUUGUUACGCUACACAUUUACAUCUCUUUCUUCAGGGCUGGAGGGGCUCUCGGACAGCCACUCACAUCCUUUAUUAAUACUCAUUCCAUAAAUAUACUUUAAGCCAGUAAAAUUAGGAUGAGAAGUAGAAUCAGAAUAUAUGAGGACUGUUAUCCGGGGUUUAUAUUUGGUACAGCGAGUACCAAAGGCUCUUAGAAUAAUCUUUUUGAGGAUGUUGUAAAUGUACAUGUUAGAUGAAUGCUAAGGUAUUUGAACAAUCCCAGAAUUGUGUACUGCCUCCCUCUUUUACUCCCUUGUCAUGCACUUCCUUUCACUCACACCCAUAUUUUACUUCUAAACCUUAUAGCAUAGUUUGUUGUUCUGAACCACACAAAAAAUAAAAAGGCAUCACAUUAUCUAUGGCCCAAUGUUGAAAAAUUAGGAACGUGUAAUUUACCUAAGACUCUCCUAAUUAGGAACAGAGACUUGAACCCUGGCCCAGAUGAAAGAUGAAAAUGAACCUACACAAGUGGCAGCUACAUUCCUUUUUGAGUUGUAGGAUUGUUCUUGGUUCUUUAUUUUUGUCAAUGAUGCAGUAUGUAAAAAAAGAAGUGUUUUUGUUCAGUCUCUCUCUCUUUGUAGCUGUUUGGUGUAUGAUGUGAAUACAUAGUGUAUGUGGUUAAAAACCCCACAAUAUUGUUUUAUGUUGCGCGACAAAUAAAAAAUAUUAAAGUGAAA
Molecule: messenger RNA, 10759 nt
Organism: Fundulus heteroclitus (mummichog)
Lineage: Eukaryota; Metazoa; Chordata; Actinopteri; Cyprinodontiformes; Fundulidae
Gene: tet3
Product: tet methylcytosine dioxygenase 3
Exons: 11
Coding region: 230-6496 (2088 amino acids)
Biological process (GO): positive regulation of transcription by RNA polymerase II; oxidative demethylation
Cellular component (GO): nucleus
Molecular function (GO): DNA binding; DNA 5-methylcytosine dioxygenase activity; zinc ion binding
Source: RefSeq, a predicted model, not a curated record